AUGUCAGGGCGGCAGGAGUCGCAGUCCUUUGCUCCUCCCCGAAAGGAUGGUGGGCGCCGAACGCUGCUCUUCUUCACCCCAUCUCACGCCCUGCGCGAGCGUGUCAUGGGCUUUUCCAUCACGAAUGAGAAGCUGGAGAUGGUGUCCAGCUUCAUUGCGGAGAACGCUGUGCUGGGCUGGGAUCGAUUACCCAGCACGCCAGAGUUCAAGGCGCGGUACAAGAACCACCUAGUCGGCAGCGGCCUCAAGUGGCUACGGCGGGUGCACAAGGUCGCGCCCGUGUACAUGUACCACGAGCCUUCCCGCGAGGUUAUCUAUCGAUUCUUCCCGCAUUUCGCGCUGCCGCUGACGGAGCGGGAAAAGAAGGGGCAGCCGACGUGGGGGGUGGAGGAGGGGAGCGGCAGCCGUGCUGAGGCAUCCUCCUUUGGCGACGGCCGUGCUCCGUCUUCAUCCAGCGAUGAGGAACAGCUUUACGGGGAGUGGGGUCGUACUAGCGGCGGCGACGGUGGUGGAGUGCUUAGUGCGACCGCAUCAGCAGCAUCCGAACCAUCGCUACAGCAACGCCGCAGCUGCCGCCGUCACUACCCCCUCGAUCACUACUACGCGCGCAAGCGCCGCCUGGAGGCAGCAUUCCCUAGCGUGGCGUUCGACCUCCAACUGGUGCGCCAGCUCGUCCAGGAGUCCCCGGAGCGCCGGCUGCUGAUGCAGGAUGCCGUGCACGCCAUUCUUGCCGCCCACGGCCUCUUUCUCACCCGCUGGGAGGACUUCUCGCGGACUGAGCGGAUGCACCUGCGGCGCCUCAUGAGCGUGGCGGGCCUCAGCAUCGUGGUCGCCUCCGUCACCCUGCGCGGACAUCUGCGUGAACUGCGUUUAGUGAUUCCUUCGGAGGACCUUGUACGACAGGUGUCCGCCGCAUCAACGUCCGCAUUGUCCUCCGCCCCUGUGAAACCACGAGCACGCGGUCGCGCUGUAGCGUACGACGUCGAGGAGGGAGAGGAAACACGCGAUUUGUACCCGAGCGGCAGUGAUAGGGACGACAACGAGGCAAAGCAUGGCCAGGAUGGCGACACCAACAGUAGGGAUGAGGCCGUGCUGCGGAAACAGCUCGUGGCCGCUCCUGUGAUCCUGCGGGCAGACCGCGAGCAGGCUCGCGGUGGAGCGGCCGAGAAGCUGGAUCUCGAUGAUGAGGGGGAUGGGGCUAGGUACAGCGCCGGCGACGAGGACGACGAUGAACAGGGCGAUGACGCUCAAAGCCAGGCUGCGGGGCCGCUCCCGCACCCGUCGACUCGACACCAGCAGGCGGAGGCCGUGGCGGUGCUUCGUGUUGAGCCCAAUCAGGCACUAGAGAUACAGGCCGCCCACGAAGCGGAGCGACGCCCGCUGUCGCUCACCGCCGCAGUACCGCGUGUUCGGUUUCACAUGCCGUACAAGCAGCGGAGCAAAGCCCUUGGCGGCUUCCUCGAGAGGUAUGCAAAGACGCGUGGCACGCUGGUCACGCGGUAUCUGCUGCUGCGGCACACCAAGGUGCUCACGCUCGUGUACGCGCCGCGGCCACCGACGGGGCUGCCCGCGCAAGGUCCGUGCCCCGUCGAGGCCACUGCUGCGACCGUGGUAAAGAAAGAACAGGGCGACCCACACCAUACCGGUGAGGGUGUUGCGCUCGCAACGGCGGCAGCGGCGCCCCUGCCACUGUCUCGCACGCUUCACUUCGAGCCCAGCGAUCCGCGGCUUCCCAAAGGCCUGUCCGCCUACUCAGUCAACACAGUGCUGGACGUGCUUGUGCAGGCUGCUCCGCACUACGCGGCGUCGGUGCCGCGGCUCAUGCAGAGCAUCGACGUCUCCACCCUAAACCGACGCGUCCUACCGUUUCUGCGCCACCUCAAAUACGUCCACACGACCGCAGUCGCCCAGCGUGGGCGGAAGCACGUGGGGCUGGUGGCCUUGGUACCCGCAGAGGGAGAGACGCGGCCUAGCAUGCUCAGCGACACGGCGAAGCAGGCUGUGCUGGACGCUGAGGCUGCUGCUGCUGCUGAACUGACGAGGAGGAUCGCACGACUGCCCGUGCCGCCGUCUGCGGCGAGCGGCAAGUCGAUUCCCUCGGAUAUGGUGCUUCAGAGCCUCCCGGCUGUGGUGGAGGGCGCCCGCCGAUCAACCUUGGGUGAGCGUCUCAUCGAGGUGCAUUCCGCAGCUACCAAGGCGGUAAAUCGAGUCAUGGCAGUGCGCAACGGCUACGCGCGGAGCUUGGUGCAGCGGAUGUCGCGUCUUCACCUCGAGCUGUGGUACCAGCACUACCGCUAUCCCACCGACGGUGCGGUGUCUGGUGCGGCAGCAGGUGCCGGCGGCGUGCGUGUGCGGGAGAUGUACGCUCGCAUGACCCUCAGCACGUUUGUUAUCGUUGUUGGUCUUCCACAGGCCGACCUUGGGCAUGUGCUCGGCCGCACCGAUGGCGUGUGCGGCUGGUCCACGCCCCUCCGUGAUCUCCCGCCCAGCAUGUACGGAUGGUGCGUACAGCGGGGAACGCAGAUGCUGCUCGCGUGUCUGCAGGGGCUGCACGACCGUCGGCUCAUCCGCUCGGCACAGGGGGGUUCCAACAGCUUCCUCUCCCCUGAGGCAUGCGACGACGUUGCCUACGCGCUAGAACCGCAGUGCACCGUGGAUGGCUACACGCACUACUUCAUGUCCGCCCCACCCACCGCCGCCGCCUCGCUGUACGCGUGCAUGCGCUACUGGCUUCCGUUCUGGAGUGCGAUAGGGCAGCCGUCGCGCAGGCUUUCAUCGCAGCUCCUGGAACUGGAGUCGAAUGCUACGGUGACGCAGGUGGUGGCGCUCUCCAAGGUGUUGCGACAGGACCCCAGCAUUUUGGCUGCGCAACUCUACCAAAGCGGUGGACUACCGCUGGAGUCGCGGCGCAGCACCAGCCUCAGCGACGUCGCCGCCGGCGCAACGAGACGUGGAGCCGAGCUGCGAGGCGUAUCUGGGCGACGCAGCAUCUUUUCCUCUGCUUCCCUGUUUGUACGCGAGCGUCGCGGCCGUGCGGAUGACGGAGACAGCACUUGUCCGACGACGACGGCAGCCAGCGGCCGUCACGUUGCGCGGCAGCGUCCCCGCAAGGCGCCCCGCACGGAGAUCAGCGGACUCACCGUUGCUGAGGCACUGGACUCUGCAUUCCACCACUUUGCGGCUCUCAAGCGCGUAGAGGAGGUGGUGCGCCUUGUGCUGCGCGGCCGCAGCGUCCACCUCUCGCACCACCCACUCUUCUGUGUGCCGGCGACGCUGCCAGCAGUGCUGGUGCGGCGGCACGGAGGCGCGGAGGUCAGCAACACGCUUCUUUGCCCCUCCAGCGGUGGCGGCUGCGGAGGCGCGGUGGCCCCUACGGAAUUCAGUCUGAUGAGCGCUGGUCAGGGCGGCGGUGCGUACAAUCGGCUGGUGAGCACGUCGACGAUGCACAUGGCAGUACUCGCAGAGACGCUGCGCGCUGUGCGGAACUCGAACGCCACCCGCAGAGGCCACCAGGUGCGGCACACCUCGUCCAUAGAGACGCUUCGCGAAGAGGUGGAAAGCGUGUACGCACCACGAGCGGCGGCUUCUACCGCUGCUGCUGUUGCUGCCACCACCGAUGUCGCACCCGCGCAAUCGUGCGCUGCCUCGGCGCCUCUCUCACCACCUCUAAUCUCGCUGCCUCUGUCUCCGCAUACGUCAGGGACGUGGUUCUCUUCUCCGGCGUCGUUACCGUUGCUGCAGCUGGAGGACGGCUUCGAGGUGGUCGCCGAUAUACUGCGCAUGAUUGUUUUCUGCGACCAGGCCCACUACCGCGCCAGUGUCGCGCGUUCCCUCUUGACGGCACUGAACGCACCCUGGCUGGUGUCGCGUGCGCGCGCAUUCCUGCAGCGACUGCCGGUGUUUCGCCGGGCGCGGCAGCAGAACAUCCGCGUGCCGCAGUUGUCGCUGGCGCAGAGCCCGUAUGUUCUACCGCUCAACGCACUGCGCACCGCACCACGCCUGUGCGCCAAUAUGGCUGUGCUGCACCAGUGGGUGCAGGAGGCGGAUGCGGUGGCUGGGGCGGUGGCUGGAGGCCGCGAGAGCCCCGUGAUGGUGUGGGCACACGCGGAGAUGAGCUCGCUCCUCGCAUCGGGGGCGCAGGAGUCUUUGCAGCGCACGCCGGCAGCGGCACUGGAGCUCCUUCAUCAGCCCUCGAUGGACCAAGCGCACCUGUCGAUGGCGACGAACGCGGUGCGGGAGAAGAUGACGCGGCUUCCUUUGCCCCAGUUGGCGUGGCCGCCAGAGGCUGUCGCGUGUGAGGGGCUCCUGCGGCGGCAGCGCCCUGGCGGCGCAGAGGGAACCGAGAUCGGCGAGACAGAUGUGGUGAUCAACACCGUCGCGGCAGGACGUGAUGGUCAGCAUCGCAAGCGGAAGCGCUCGUCCCCAGCACGGGGUGGCAACGACGAAUCUAGCGGUGAGGAGGACAAGGACAGCAGCAGCGAGAGCAGCGACGACGACGGGGACAGCGUUGCGGUGACCCGCGCAGAAGCGGAAGCUGCCCGUCAGCUGUACCCGGCCCGCACUAUCCGCAACUAUGGCGACCCGCUAUACUUACAGGAUCUUCCGAUCGACGGCCCUCCAACCGCGGCGGAGCAGCGCGCUGUCGAGGCGUGCCGUGAGGAGCUCAGCAGCGGCGCAUUCGCAUCGUUUUCGCCUCUCCAUCGUCACCAUGACGGCAGCCACAGCCGUGAUGGAUGUAGCCUGAUACCGUACCCUAGCAUCUUUCAUCACGUGGACGGCAGUUGGCACUCAUACAUGUGGCAUCUCGUCGUGCACACUGUCUACCGCUACAUCUUGCGUGUGCCGGGGAUUCGCCACGUGGAUCUGGAGGGGCGAGUAUUGGCGAGUGGUGUGGUGAGCCAGCGGGCGCUGUGGGCGGUGGUGCGGUUUUUGAUUGACCACCAGCUUUUGCUGUGCCUCGAGGAGGAACUUGCGCAGCCCCUCUGCACCCCAGGCGGCGGUGUACUCGGCGACCCGCCACGGCUGCGCAGUCCAUUUCACCUGCGCAAGCGCCCCCGGCCUGACGCCGCGCCGUCGUCCCUGUCAGCACCAGUUGGCGAGCACGACAUUUCACGCUGGCGGAGGGAUGACGAUGCCUGGCUAGGCCGCACUCGAGGCAACUGCUGCUAUCAUCCUACCAUACCGUUAGAAGGGCUGCGCCUCGCCUUGUCCCCGCGUCUGCUCGACCCGCUGUCCCCGUGA
Leishmania mexicana MHOM/GT/2001/U1103 is the source of this 5241-nucleotide messenger RNA. RefSeq lists its product as hypothetical. Bases 1 to 5241 code for a protein of 1746 amino acids. NCBI's taxonomy places the organism in Eukaryota, Euglenozoa, Kinetoplastea, Trypanosomatida, Trypanosomatidae. The record is from RefSeq and is a predicted model, not a curated record. The transcript has a single exon.